Molecule: messenger RNA, 3190 nt
Organism: Esox lucius (northern pike)
Lineage: Eukaryota; Metazoa; Chordata; Actinopteri; Esociformes; Esocidae
Gene: nr1i2
Product: nuclear receptor subfamily 1, group I, member 2
Exons: 9
Coding region: 475-1692 (405 amino acids)
Biological process (GO): cell differentiation; positive regulation of transcription by RNA polymerase II; negative regulation of transcription by RNA polymerase II
Molecular function (GO): nuclear receptor activity; RNA polymerase II cis-regulatory region sequence-specific DNA binding; zinc ion binding
Source: RefSeq, a predicted model, not a curated record
GUCUCCCAGCAAAUUGGGUUUUACAAAAUGUUUCUUUAAGGUGUUAUACCUGGGAAUGAAACAACGUGAUGAAUAAAAAAAAUAUAUUCUCCCCUCCCUGAAUAUCAGUCAAUAAAAAUAAUGGCGGUUAAGUGAUACCGUGAAAUAUCAUUACUCAUUACAUAGGUAGCUGGACUAUUGACAUGUGGGCGGCAACCAAUCUGCCUACUAUAUGUGUGGAUUAACUGACUACUGGCUGGCAAAUCUGUUGAGAGAACAUUUCCAAUUGAGAGAACAUUUCCAGUUGAGAGUACAUUUCCCAGCGAUACAAUAGGCAGCAGCUACACAACCAAGUGUAUAACGGUUUGGUUGUUGUAAUAAGGCGUACAUGUCAAUUUAUUCCUUAACAAGGAAGUGAGACAGCGCUCAGGAAAAGAAGUUUGUCCGCUUGGAACGUUCCCGCGGGCCCUCCUAUCGCGCGUCCCUGAUGUCAGCAUGAGUAAGGAGUACCUCAGCGACAGUCCCCCCGCCCAGAACUCUGCAGAAAACAAUGAAAAGGAAUGGGUUGCCAAUGUGUGUCAGGUGUGUGGAGAUCGGGCCACAGGACACCACUUCCACGCCAUGACCUGUGAGGGUUGCAAGGGCUUCUUCCGGCGUUCCAUGAAGCAAGCCACAGUGUUCCGAUGCCCACGGCAGGGUGUGUGUGUCAUCACCAAGUUCAACCGGCGUGAGUGCCAGGCCUGCCGACUCCGCAAAUGCCAGUCCGUUGGCAUGCUGAAAGAUUUAAUCAUGUCUGACGAGGCUGUGGAGAAGAGGAGGAGUCAGAUCAGGAGGAAGAGAGAGGUUGAACGGCCACCCUGCCUCUCAUCAUUGCAGGAAUCAGUCAUUGAGGAGCUGGUCAAUGCCCAUGACAAGACUUUCGACGCCACCUUCUCACAUUUCCAGUUCAGGCCCAUAGACAGAGACCUUAAUCCCAUGUCUGUGUGGAAAGGGACCGCUAGCUGCCCGAGAGUAGCACUGAAUGCGGAAAUGGAUGAGUUUUUGUCCUCAUCCUCCACCCCCAUCUCAACCUCCCAUUAUUCGUGUCCUGUGGAAAGGAAGGACAAUGUUUUCACCACUCUGCCCCACAUAGCUGACCUUACCACGUACAUGAUCCAGAACAUCAUCAACUUUGCCAAGGGACUCCACUCCUUCAGGGCCCUGGCCAUAGACGACCAGAUCUCUCUGUUAAAGGGGGCAAUGUUCGAGAUCAUGCAGAUCCGCUUCAACAUGCUGUUCAACGCCAAGACGGGGAACUGGGAGUGUGGUUCUCAAACUUACUGCAUGGAUGACGCUGUCCGCGCUGGCUUUCAGCGCCACCUCCUGGAUCCUCUGAUGCAAUAUCACUACACCCUCAGGAACCUACAGCUGCAGGAGGUGGAGUAUGUUCUCAUGCAGGCCAUCUCCCUCUUCUCCCCAGAGCGUCCAGGUGUGAUCCACCACGAUGUGAUUGACAGGCUACAGGAGAACCUGGCGAUCGUGUUAAAGGUCCACAUCGACUCCAAGAGGACCAAGCCGGGGAAACACCUGCUGUACCCCAAGAUUCUGGCUUGUCUAACGGAGAUGAGGACAAUGAAUGAGGAGUACUCCAAACAGGUACUGCAUAUUGUGGACAUCCAGCCUGACAACUCAUUUGAUCCUCUCAUUCUGGAAGUGGUCAGCAAGGACCCCUGAGACGGACACAGCGAGGCAGGCAUAAUCAGAGACGCCUGAAUAGCUUUUGGGGAGCUUGCUGAAUCCACCAUCCUGAGACAGGACACCACAGGCAUUAACUACAAGGCCUAUAAUCAUCCAUGUGAAUCAUCCACAAUGAGGGAAUUGGACAUUUUUCCCUUGCAAGAAUUAAGCUUUUAUUUAUUUCAAAGUGACCACUGUAUGUCUGUGAUAACGAUGCAUUUCAGAUGUAUUGUGCGUUUGCUUGUACGUUUAUUCUAUUAGCCAUCAUUCAAUGCUGCAUAUUACUAACGGAAAACAAUCGUCAGAGCUUGUUUUUUAAAGAACAAAUGCGUAGUCCUCUUAAACAGGACUGCACAAAGGGAAGUGUUCAGUACAUAACCCCUGACCCCUGACCUGCUUUGUCCUUACGGACGGGCCACAGGCUGCUAUCGUUUCCCUUAAAGAUGGUCGACGCCUCCUUAACUAUGAGAUCAUCAAUCUAGUCCAUAUCAGUGUAUCCUUUACAGCAGAAGACUGGAGAAUGCGUGUGCAUGUGAAAAUAACACAUCAGAACAGUGAGCGUUAUACGUAUUGUAUGUGUUGGAGUAUAUCACAAAUGCAGCUACCUGUAUUCAGUGUUUUGGUAUGUUUGUGUUUAUGCUUUGUGUUUAUUGGGUUGUUGUUUUUUCGGUUUAGCCAUGUGAUGUAAAUAUGGGGUUGUUUUUUUCGGUUUAGCCAUGUGAUGUAAAUUUGGGGUUGUGUUUUUCGGUUUAGCCAUGUGAUGUAAAUUUGCGGUUAUGGGAUGGUGUUUUGUGUUUGUUUCCAUGUGAUAUGAAACACAAGGCCGUAUGGCGUGUUUGGCUGGUAAUGUUGCGUCGGGGUUGCCCUUCUUAUCUUCGUGAUGUAACAUUAGCACCUACACGGGACACCUCAUGUCCAGCACUCGCCACCUUUCAACCUUGAACCUUGCUAUUUAAUACACCAACCAUGAGCCUUAUGACAUUGGAGCGUUCUCAGGGUGUUCUAUUAUGUCCGCACAAGUACGGUUACAGAUCAAGUUAACUGUUAUUUAACAGAAAUCAUCAAGCAUUGGUUCCCAACCCUUUUUCAGUUACUCUACCACCAACAGAAGGUUGCUUUGCUCUGAAUACCCCUGAAGUAAGCCCUCAUGGUCAUUUUACAAGUUAACCUAUGGGUUAACCUAUCAUGAGUGUUCUCAAGUACCCCCUGUUGAUAGACCAAGUACGCCUGGUUGGGAACCACUGAGCUAGUGGACAAUUCAGAUGAUUAUCUGUCAAGCAAAAAACACAAGAUGUCCUUCUUGCUUGCGUAGGCCUACAGUAUGUGACUCACCUGGGAACAGUGCUAAGUAUAGCAUUUGACAUUGUUUAUUGUGUUUUACUGUCUAUGUGGCCUCCGGUAGUUGAGAAGAUGAGGAAGAUGUUGAAUGUAAUAAAUAUUAUAUUGUGAAUUAUUUUUGUGAAUAAAAAAACUCUGCAUUUGAAUUGUUACAAUA